UGUAUAUUAGGAAUUAAGCUUUCUUUCAGACUUAAUUAUAUUGUUUAUGUUUUUAGGUUAGAGAUAACCAUGACUGUCAUGGCCGAAGGAGAGGUGGAAAUCACAGAAGGCUGCAGGCUGCCUGUCCUCCUUACAAAUGGGGAUGGAUGGCAUUGGGCAGAAAUCUUGGCCAAAAAAGAUGUCAACGACAAACCUCUAUUUUAUGUUCAUUAUGAUGACUUCAAUAAGCGUCUGGAUGAAUGGGUGCCAGAGGAGCGGAUGGACGUUACAAAGAUGGAGUUUCCCCGCAAAGACCAGAAAACGCCGAAGAAGGAGGUGGGCAAGGCAGGUCAGGCUCCAUCCUCCAGUCGUCCAGGCAGUCCUGAUACAUCUGCUGUCGUGAAUGGUUCUGGGGGUGGGCACAAAAAAAUGCCAGUGAACAGCAGAAAGAGGAAGUUGGAAGAUGAUAUUAUAGACCCUAUAUCAUUAUCAUCCACUCCAACUUUGCAGUCGGCCAGCUUGGGUACCGAGUCAAUGCCCAGCAGUCGGUCAGGCACUCCUUCUAUUCCACAUGUUAACUCAUCACAAGAGAUGGAUGGGGGCAAACCAGCAGCCCCUCGUCAGACAGGCAGUAUGGUUGCCCACCACGACGACGCCAUCACUCGCAUGAAGAACAUUGAGCUGAUAGAGCUGGGCAGGUUCCGUAUCAAGCCAUGGUACUUUUCACCAUACCCACAGGGAUUGACCUCAUUACCAAUAGUGUACAUAUGUGAGUUCUGCCUGAAGUAUGUGAAAAGUAGCAAGUGUUUAGAGAGGCACCUGACCAAAUGUUUGUUGAAACAUCCACCUGGAAACGAAAUCUACAGAAAGUCAAAUAUAUCUAUAUUUGAAAUAGAUGGCAGAAAAAAUAAGAACUAUGCUCAGAACCUGUGUUUGCUGGCUAAGCUGUUUCUAGACCACAAGACCCUAUACUAUGACACAGACCCAUUCCUCUUCUAUGUGUCCUGUGAGAUGGAUGUGAAGGGAUAUCACAUCUUUGGCUACUUCUCCAAGGAGAAAGAGUCGUCAGAAGACUACAAUGUAGCCUGCAUUCUCACCCUGCCUCCCUACCAGAAGAAGGGCUUCGGAAAACUGCUCAUUGAAUUUAGUUACGAGCUGUCCAAGGUGGAGGGAAAGACGGGCUCCCCAGAGAAGCCCUUAUCUGACCUUGGGCUCCUUUCAUAUCGCAGUUACUGGUCUCAGACCAUCACAGAGAUCCUACUUUCACUAAAACCAGAGGAAGGAAACGAAAAACCCAUCAUCACCAUCAAUGACAUCUCGGAGAUGACGAGUAUCAAGAAGGAGGAUGUGAUCUCGACCUUACAGCACCUGAACCUUAUCAAUUAUUACAAGGGCCAGUAUAUCAUAGUGCUCUCCAGGGAGCUGCUCAAGUCCCACUAUAAGUCAAUGUCCAAGAGGAAGAUUCGUAUAGACCCCAAGUGUUUACAUUGGCAACCUAAAGAUUGGAGCAAACGGGGAAAGUGGUGAUAGUGAUGUGUAGUGUUGUUGUGUUACAGCAUGCUACUUUCAACUUACUAAGUCUUAAAGUGGUGUGAACUGGUAUUGGAAUUGCUACAAGGUCACAUGGAUUUCUGGAUCUGCAGAAAACCUGCUAUCUAAGAUAUUCUGCUACCAUUGAUAUGAUUGAUAUAAAAACAAUAAAAAAAUCAUGAUUAUUGCCAUUUCUUGAAAAAGGUUUGCGGUAUCCUUCCAUUUUAAGGGUGAGACUGUCAAAGGUGAAGGUGAAAGCAAAUAGUCUUCUGAAAACUUUAUGUUCAGUAAUUAGAGAAUGGUUAGACCUAGGACCCUCAAACUUCAGUGGUAGCAGACCAGCGGAUGACCCCUAUUGAUUUUUGAGGUCAAUAGGGUCAUGAUCAAGGUCGUAUGAAAACUAUGUCGACAGUUCAGUUUGAAAUGUUCUUCAUUUUAUAUAAACUUUGUGCAACCUUGAAUAGUUGAUGUAUUUUAAACACAUUUAUUCAAUUGUCAGCAUGUUUCUCACAGCUUAGACGUGCGGCACGCCUGGAAUUGUUUGAAAAACACCUUUUUAUCUGUUUGAUUUAUUUUACUCUAUAAUAAUUAACAGCUCUGUGGUAUAGUGAAAUAGUAUUUACUACUAGCAUGUCUAACUCGUAAUCCAAUCAUCCAGGUUUGUGUCUAGUACAUGUACAGGUGACACUCCUUGUAGCAUUACUUUUCCUAUCAAUGUUCUUUUGUAUAACUUUUUUUCCAAGGUUGCUGCCUUGGACUUCACAUAUGAUAUAAACAUAUUAUGUCUUGAUAAUAUCAAUAAAGAAAAUAAGAAGUU
Molecule: messenger RNA, 2326 nt
Organism: Mya arenaria
Lineage: Eukaryota; Metazoa; Mollusca; Bivalvia; Myida; Myidae
Product: histone acetyltransferase KAT5-like
Exons: 14
Coding region: 70-1506 (478 amino acids)
Biological process (GO): regulation of DNA-templated transcription
Molecular function (GO): histone acetyltransferase activity
Source: RefSeq, a predicted model, not a curated record